Messenger RNA from Hyaloscypha bicolor E, 2239 nucleotides. Its product is annotated as multidrug transporter. The transcript has a single exon. Gene Ontology annotation, biological process: xenobiotic detoxification by transmembrane export across the plasma membrane. Bases 166 to 2022 code for a protein of 618 amino acids. Gene Ontology annotation, molecular function: fluconazole transmembrane transporter activity. Lineage: Eukaryota; Fungi; Ascomycota; Leotiomycetes; Helotiales; Hyaloscyphaceae. The record is from RefSeq and is a predicted model, not a curated record.
GUAAGUUGUUCUUCAUUCUUCAUUCGAUCCAUCUGCUCUUGUGUGCGUUCUUGUGCUACGCCCUUGAAGCUUCCGCCUUGAUUUGAGCUCAGCCUUUCGAUACUUCCUUUUGCUCAACGAUACCCCUCUGCGCCUAUCCCACAAGCUCUCUGUACACACGAUACCAUGGCGGAGAUUAUUCGAGAAGCCCCGUUGGGCCAAAUUAUUAGAUGGGCCACGAGGAACAGACUCUUGAAAUAUCCAGAAGAGAUGGAAGGUUUCGAAUUACCAGCGACAUACAACGCUGUUCUAAAUUCUACUACCUCCCAGGAGAAAGGGCAAGCUCCACGAUCAUCACCACCGGUAUCACGAACAGUAACGCGGGAGAAGACUCGGCGAUCGAGUGACGGAUCCAACGAGUCAGCUACCGCCGAUGAGACCAACACUGUCAGUGAGGACUUAGAGAAGGCUGAGACACAACAACCAGGACCUUACGAAGACCCGGUGGCUUUAAACAUCAGCCGAACCAAAAGCCGUUUGUCAACAGUGCCUUACACCGAGGAUCGUCUCGAACUCGAAGCAGAACUCGCCAUUGAACGGACACAAACAAAGCCAAUCGUGCCAAUCAAGACAGCAGACGGAGUGGUCCUGGUCGAUUGGUACACAACCGACGACCCAGCCAACCCCCAAAACUGGAGCAAUGGCAAGCGUUUCGUCGUCUCUCUGAUCAUCUGCAUGUACACCUUCGUAGUCUACACCGGAUCGGCAAUCUACACCUCCAGCGAGCUUGGCGUAAUGGCAAAGUGGAACUUGAAGCCCGUCGACGCCUCUUUACCACUCUCCCUCUACGUCCUGGCCUACGGAAUGGGCCCCCUCCUCUGGGCACCUCUCUCCGAAAUCCCCAUCAUCGGCCGUUCCCCCGUCUACGCAGCAACAAUGGCACUUUUCACCAUCCUCUCCCUGCCAACCGCCAUGGUAAACAACUUCGCAGGGCUCCUUGUCCUACGCUUCCUGCAAGGCUUCUUCGGCUCCCCCUGUCUCGCCAUCGGCGCCGCAACAAUGCAAGACAUGUACUCUCUCCUGUACCUGCCAUACGCACUUGUCGCCUGGGUAUCAGCAGCCUACUGCGGUCCAGCUCUUGGGCCAUUGCUGUCAGGUUUUGCCGUCACCGCGAAGGGUUGGAGAUGGUCACUAUGGGAGAUCCUCUGGGCAGCCGGGCCCGUCUUCCUAAUCAUGUUCCUGCUCCUCCCCGAGACAUCAACACCCAACAUCCUUCUCCGUCGUGCCGCUCGCCUACGAAAACUCACAGGCGACAACAGACUCAAGUCUCAGUCUGAGAUUGACCAGAAGAAUAUGAAGCCCGGCGCGAUUGUCAUCGACGCAAUCGUCAAGCCGAUCGAAAUCACGAUCAAGGACCCAGCAAUCGCGUUCGUGAACGUCUACACUGCGAUCAUUUAUGGGAUAUAUUAUAGUUUUUUUGAGGUUUUCCCUUUAGUUUAUCCUGUGUACUACGGCUUCUCACUCGGUAUGAUCGGUGUUGUGUUCACUUGUAUCUUGGUCGCCUGUCUUAUUGGUAUUGCGGUUUACUGCGCAUAUCUUCAUUACUUCCUGAUCCCAGAUAUCAUGAAGCACGGUCUGCGAGCCCAGGAGUCGAGACUCGUGCCAGCGCUCUUCGCUUGUUUCGGUCCAACCAUUGGGUUAUUCAUGUUUGGGUGGACUGCGAGACCGGAUAUCCAUUGGAUCGCGCCCACCAUCGGUAUCACGAUCUACGGAGCCUCUGUCUUCGUCGUCAUGCAAUGUAUCUUCGUCUACGUCCCGCUUUCAUAUCCUCAAUACGCCGCUUCACUGUUCGCAGGUAACGAUUUCUUGAGGUCUGCGUUUGCUUGUGGUUCCAUUCUGUUUGGGAGACCGCUGUUCAUCAAUCUUGGGGUUGGCAAAGGUGUUAGCGUGUUGGGUGGAUUGAGUGUAAUCGGUAUUAUUGGGAUGUUUGUGCUGUGGAUCUAUGGCGCCAAGUUGAGAGCAAGGAGUAAGUUUGCUAUCUAGGUAGCGGCUUCUUUCGAGCUUGAUCCUUUGCCUGGAUUUGGAAUACAGGGUGUAGUGGGGUUGGAAAAGGAUGGGUGUUCAGGGUUUAGCGAGUAAGGGGUUAGAGAGAAUUGGUCUGGAUGAAUCAAUUUGGAUGUGCAAUUGGGGUUCUGGGCUUGCACUGCAUCCUGAGUGCCGGCAUAAUAAAAAGAGUAAUAUAUCAUAGAACCGAAUUUCU